Sparassis crispa is the source of this 780-nucleotide messenger RNA. RefSeq names its product Maf-like protein. Lineage: Eukaryota; Fungi; Basidiomycota; Agaricomycetes; Polyporales; Sparassidaceae. Gene Ontology annotation, molecular function: nucleoside triphosphate diphosphatase activity. The transcript is spliced from 7 exons. The record is from RefSeq and is a predicted model, not a curated record. The coding region runs from base 1 to 780 and encodes 259 amino acids.
AUGAUGAACCUCUUCGGAAAUUCCAAGAAGAUCACCCUGCCAGAACAUAAUUGUGUCCUCCCCCACGCGUUGCGCUUGUCCUCUUUGAACAAGUUGACAGAGAAGCGUGUCAUCCUGGCGUCGAAUAGCCCCCGCCGGAAGGAUAUCCUCCAGACUUUCGGUCUCUCACCAGAGAUCGUACCCUCGACAUUCGAUGAGACAUUACCCGUGUCAUCAUUCGGGGACGUGCAUGAGUAUCCUGUAGCGACUGCGACACACAAGGCGGUUGAGGUGUAUGAACGGCUUGUGCAAGCGGAUCCAGAGGACGCGCCGGAUCUCGUUAUCGCAGCGGACACUGUCGUCCUGUCACAUCCAAUGCCGGGCCUUUCCUCCCUCGCGUUCGCGGAUGCGUCGACAGGUCCACAGGACGUGCUCGAGAAGCCUGGUACGAAGGAGGACAACCUCCGCAUGCUGCUUGAUCUCAAUGGGGGAGUGUGCGAGGUCGUAACAGGUGUCACAGUAGUCUUCCCGGUGCUGGAAGCUCCAGGUUACAAAAUCAAAUCGAUAGAAGAACGGACAUUAGUGCAUUUCGCUGAGAACUCCAGAGAAGUGCUCGAGGCGUAUGUCGACAGCGGAGAGGGUCUUGAUCGCGCAGGCGGUUUCGCUAUCCAGGGUGUGGGUGGUAUGCUGAUCCGUAAAAUCGAUGGUGACUACCAGAACGUCGUCGGCUUCCCCGCAGCGUCUUUUUUCAAGUUUCUGGACUUGCUGUUGGAAGAGGAGACGGACUUUCUCGCGAUAUAA